Messenger RNA from Alosa alosa (allis shad), 4408 nucleotides. RefSeq names its product NACHT, LRR and PYD domains-containing protein 12-like. The transcript is spliced from 13 exons. The record is from RefSeq and is a predicted model, not a curated record. Gene Ontology annotation, molecular function: protein binding. Bases 258 to 3599 code for a protein of 1113 amino acids. Lineage: Eukaryota; Metazoa; Chordata; Actinopteri; Clupeiformes; Clupeidae.
GUAGAUACUGAUAGGAGUUUCAUAUCACCACCACGCACUGCCUAAAUGUGGAUGUUCUUCUGUAGCAGAACCGCAGGGGAUCUUGAAAAACAUUUCUUAAAACGACGACUCUGGGAAGAAAAAACUCUAGAGAUAGCCUGCCUACACACAAAACUGAAAACAUUCGUUUGGGAAUUUGAAGGACCCAAGGCAAGUACGUUUCUGCAAGUAUGUGGAUUUUGCGUGAUAAGUGUGCUACCUCAGAUGCGAGUUAAGUAAUGGCUGAGACUGAGAAGUUGGAGGAGUGUUCAAACCAGGUGAAGAGGAAACGCAGUCCCUCACCAACAAUAGGGGAGUCAGCUGCUGAUACUUUCAAAAAGUCUGUCCAGCCAGCUUCCGUCUCGUCCUCCAUUACAGCUGAAACUGGAGGAGUUGUUGUGUCCCCAAAUCUUGCCGGCAAUAUCAUCCAUGGACCAGUAUCCAUUCAGGUUUUUUCAGGAUCUGCUGGAGCAACUUCUGCACAGAAAGAGGAUGUUCGUUCUUCCGUGUCAUGUGAUGCAAAGACAGAUGAUGUCAUUAUUAAGAGCAUCAGUGAUCGAACCAAGAGGAGACUUAAGAGUACAGAGUACCUGUUUGAAGGUACUGAAGUGCGGAGAAAAGAAAAACUCUGUGAGGUCUACACGGAACUCUGUAUCACAGAUGGAGUGAGCGAUGAGGUGAAAACUCAACAUGAGUUGCGACAGAUGGAAGUACAGUUUCAAAGGGAAAGAUUUGCACAAGCUGCCAUCAACUACAAUGACAUUUUCAAACUCUCUGCUGAACCUGGAGAACACAUUAGAACUGUCAUGACCAAAGGGAUUGCUGGCAUUGGCAAGAGUGUAACAGUGCAGAAGUUCAUUCUGGACUGGAGAGAAAAAAGAGCCAAUCGAGAUGUGGAUUUUAUCUUAAUGCUUCCUUUCCGUGAACUGAAUUUGUUCAUCGAUGACCAGUACAGUCUGCAUGGUCUGCUCUGCGAGUUUCACCCUGAGCUACGGAAUAUCCCCAAUGUGGAGUUGUUCGACAAAGCCAAGAUAAUAUUAAUCUUUGAUGGUCUAGAUGAGAGUAAAUUUUGUUUAAAUUUCAAAGGGAAGGGGUCUUUGUCAAGCAUUACAGACACAUCAUCGGUGUGCAUGCUGAUAGUCAACCUCCUGAAGGAGAAUCUACUGCCCUCCGCCUCCAUAUGGAUCACGUCCCGUCCAGCUGCUGCCCACCAGAUUCCUCCUGAGUAUAUUGACCGAUGGACGGAGAUCCAGGGCUUUAAUGAUGAACAGAAGGAGCAGUACUUCAGAAACAAAAUCAAAGAUGGACCGGAAGCCGACAGGCUCAUGAAACAGAUUAAGGCUUCCAGGAGCCUCUACAUCAUGUCUUCCAUACCUGUAUUCUGCUGGAUUUUAGCAACUGUGAUCUUAAGAACGGGGACCAAAGGCAAGCAAGCGAUUCCCCAAACACUUACUGAACUUUUCGCUCACUUUCUUCUGAUUCAGCUCACAAGGACGGAGCAGAAGAAUGAGGAUCCUGAUGACAAAGAUGUAAGACAGGUCCUGAAUUCCAACAAAGAUGUAAUCUUAAAAUUGGCAGAGUUGGCAUACAGAGAGCUGGAAAAGGAUAAUGCACUGUUUUCCGAGGAGAACUUGAAAGAUUGCAGAAUCGAUAUCCAAGACCUGGAGAAAUCCGGUAUGUGCACAGAAGUGUUUGUCUCAGAAACUGUGAUCCUCCAGAAGAAAGUGUUCAGCUUCGUACACUUGAGCAUCCAGGAGUUUCUUGCAGCUCUGUUUGUGUUUUACUCAUUCUCCACUGGCAACCUGGAGGUGCUGAAGUCCUUUGCCAUGGAAGGACAGCAGCUGCAUGACCUGCUGGAGAGCGCAGUCAGGAAGUCCCUUCAGAGCCAGAAUGGACAUCUGGACCUUUUCCUCCGAUUCCUUCUUGGCCUAUCUCUGGAAUCCAACCAGAAGCUCCUUAAAGGACUGCUCAUGCACACUCAAGAAAACUCAGGGAGCAUCAAGAGGACCGUCCAGUACAUCAAAAAUACCAUCAACAGGCACAACCAGUCCACAGAGAGAUGCAUGAACCUUCUCCUCUGUCUGCUGGAACUGAAGGACCGCUCUCUGCACGAGGAGGUGCAACGGUAUGUGGAGUCAGGGGAACUGCUCUCUCCUGCCAUUUGCUCCACCCUGGCCUACAUACGUCUGGUGUCAGAGGAUACCCAGGAGAUGUUUGACUUGACGAAGUACAAUACGACAGAUAAGGGACGCAUGAGACUGGUCAUCGCUGUCAGGAGUUGCAGAAAGGCUCGGCUUGUCCACUGUGGUCUUACCAAAGACUCGUGUGAAACUAUAUCAUCUGCUUUGAAGUUAGAGGGCUCUCAGCUGAUGGAGGUCGAUCUGAGUUACAACGCGGUGGGAGACUCUGGGGUGAGCAUGUUACUGGAGGGGUUGACUGACCGAAACAGCAGACUGCACACUUUGAGGAUGGCGAGCUGUGAUCUAACAGGAAGUACUUGCAGGUCUCUAGCAUCAGCCCUUCAGCUCGCGGAGUCACAUCUGAGAGAGCUGGACCUGACCAACAACGACCUGACCGAUUCAGGUGUAGCAGAGUUGUACUCUGCAUUGUGCCACCAGGAUUGCAAACUCAAGACAUUGAGACUUGCACAGUGCAACCUCACAGGAGACUCUUGUGUGAAGCUGGCUUCAGCUCUGCGAUCGGCACAUUCCACCAUUUUGGAGCUGGACCUGUCCAAUAACGACCUGGGUGACUCGGGAGUUGAGGGGUUGUGUGCGGCACUGGGUGACCUGAACUGCAAACUGGAAAUGCUGAAGCUCUCCGGUUGUCUUGUCACAGAGAAGGGUUGUGGCUUCCUGUCCUCAGCUCUCAGACAAUGUCCUUCCCGCCUCAGAGAACUGGACCUGAGCUACAAUUACCCAGGAGACACUGGAUGCCUGAAGGACAAAGAGUGCCACCUAGAAAAACUGAAUGUGGAUCAUAAUGACGGUUGCUGGCUGAAACCAGGUCUACAGAAAUAUGCCUGGGAGCUCACACUGGACAUCAACACGGUCCACCCCGAGGUGCAGCUCAGCGACGGGAACAGGACGCUGACACAUGUGGACAAGGAGCAGCCGUACCUUGACCACCCGGAGCGGUUUGACCACUGCCCCCAGGUGCUGUGCACCGAGGGCCUCAGGGGACGCCACUACUGGGAGGCCGAGUGGAGCGGCGGCGAGGCCGUCAUCGGCGUGGCCUACCGGAGCAUCCGCAGGAAGAUGUGGGGCGCCGACUGCAAGAUCGGACUGGACGACAAGUCGUGCGGCCUGUGGUGUGAAGGUGGGCGGUACUCCAUGAGGCAUAACAAGAACAAAACGAUCAUACCCCCACCGGCAUCCUCCUCCUCCUCCUCCUCCAACCCCACCCAUUCCAAGAGAGUGGGAGUGUAUCUGGACUGGCCCGCCGGAACCCUGUCCUUCUUUAGUGUCUCGUCCGGAAGACUCGUCCACAUGCACACCUUCUACUCCACGUUCACCGAUCCCCUCUACCCGGGGUUCUGGGUCCACGUCGAUUCCUCCGUGUCCCUGUGCCAGGUCACAUGAUGCCCACAGCCACUAGUUGGGUUCAUCCAAAUCUGGAUGCCUGUAGCAGCACGGUAAUACAUCACAUCAUAAAAAAAAAAAAUCCAUCAUGGGACGAUUACCCUGUUUUUGGACCUUUUAGACCUUUUUUAUGUUUGGACCAUUUACCAGUGGGGAUGUCGAUACAACAAAAACUGUGGUUAAAACAUGGACCAAAUAAUCAUGUGAAGGAGUUUUGACACUCCUUAUUGUAUAGUUAUGUAAGUGUGUGCAUAAAUAACAGUACAAUAAUUUAAAGGUUGUAUUCAUUAGGUGUUUUUAAUAUUUGUUUAGUUUGUUCUUGGUUUUAUCUUAGAUGGGACUCUUGAGGUCCACACAAGUUGCAUGUCUGCACUGGCUCCCUGGUUCAUCUACUUUACAUUCAUUCACCCACCCUGUAGCUGCCUUGCUGACCUAGCUGUUGGCUGCAGCAACUCAAGCUAGGUAGCACCAAUUUCCGUUUUAUUUUUCAUACCAACAUUACUCUGUGACCUCGAGAACAGAGAUCACUAGAUUUCUCCUUUAAGUGUCACCUGUAUCCAAAAAUGUUAUAUUUUAUGAAUGUAUUGGUUUUUUUUUAUCUGCACUGUAUAGUAUUUUGUUUUAGAUAAAGUAUUUGGUAGUAUAUAUUUUAUAAUACAGCAGUUCGUUUUGUACCUAGUUUAGCAUUUAGUUUAAUUUUGUAAUAUAUGGCCUGUGUGGUCACGUCCUGCAGUGUGUCUUUCUCUCUUUUAUGAGACUGACUGCUCUUGUCUGAGAAAAAACACUGAACAAAUAAAUUGUAAAACUGA